GUGGACUUUGGAGAAGAAGAAGCGAGGAAGCAACAGAGAGAGAGAAAGAGAGAGAGAGAAGCAAGGUAGAGAUCAGAAUUGAGAAGUCAAGGCGAGUAGUUGAAGGAACGUAUGCAACUACUCUUCUAAUCUCACAAUCUCUUUCGCUUUUCUCGUUCCAUUCCACAAAAUUAGAGAAAAAAUGGACGAACAUGGCAAUUCCUGUCGCUGAUCAUCAUCCCAAUCCGACAUCAAAAGAGGAUGUCCCAAUCUGAUGUCUCUUAUUGUUGUGGAUCUUGUGGAUACCCUUUGAACUUGACAUCUUCAAAUCGAAUCACAUCUGACAUUGCAUCUGAAUAUCAAAAGUCUGUUAAGAAAGGAUCAAUUUCUUUUGCUUCAGUUGAUCUCAGCCGAUUUACACAGGUUGAUGAAAUAAAUUGUUUUCCCUUCUCAUGGUUUUAUCGUUCAAAGACUAAACUGCUUUGCCGUAAAUGCGGGGUUCAUAUUGGUUAUGGUUAUGGUGGAGAAUCACCUACUCUUUGUGGACUUGAGCCUCCAGUUUCGUCUAGCUCUCAGAUAAAAUUCACCAUAAAGAUUAGAUCACUACAGCCUUCUUCAGAAGAGUCUUGA
This is a messenger RNA of Gastrolobium bilobum, 609 nucleotides long. RefSeq lists its product as uncharacterized. The record is from RefSeq and is a predicted model, not a curated record. The transcript has 2 exons. Bases 241 to 609 code for a protein of 122 amino acids. NCBI's taxonomy places the organism in Eukaryota, Viridiplantae, Streptophyta, Magnoliopsida, Fabales, Fabaceae.